This is a messenger RNA of Suncus etruscus (white-toothed pygmy shrew), 1652 nucleotides long. RefSeq names its product glycerol kinase 5 (gene GK5). Gene Ontology annotation, molecular function: glycerol kinase activity. The record is from RefSeq and is a predicted model, not a curated record. Gene Ontology annotation, biological process: glycerol metabolic process; glycerol-3-phosphate biosynthetic process; triglyceride metabolic process. Gene Ontology annotation, cellular component: mitochondrion. The transcript is spliced from 16 exons. Lineage: Eukaryota; Metazoa; Chordata; Mammalia; Eulipotyphla; Soricidae. Bases 29 to 1612 code for a protein of 527 amino acids.
ACGGGCCGGAGGCUCUUGCGUGCACACGAUGUCGGGACUCGUCCACGGCGGGCAGGGGGACCACGGGGGACAGGCCGGCUUCGUGCUGGGGCUGGACGUGGGCAGCUCGGUGAUCCGCUGCCACGUCUACGAUCGUGCGGCGCGGGUCCGCGGCUCCAGCGCGCAGAAGGUAGAAAGUCUUUAUCCUCAAGCUGGCUGGGUUGAAAUUGAUCCUGAAGUUCUCUGGACCCAAUUUGUGGCUGUAAUAAAGGAAUCUGUCAAAGCUGCAGGUAUAGAAAUGAAUCAAAUAAUGGGCCUGGGCAUUUCCACACAGAGGGCAACUUUUAUUACAUGGAACAAGAAAACUGGAAGUCAUUUUCACAAUUUCAUUAGUUGGCAAGACCUAAGAGCUAUUGAACUUGUAAAAUCUUGGAAUAGUUCUCUUUUAAUGAAGCUAAUCAACACUUCCAGUCAAUUGCUUCACUUUUUCACCAGAAGUAAACGGUGGUUCGCAGUCAGCCUGUUCAAAUUCACGACCCAGCAUGUUUCUCUGAGAUUAGCCUGGGUUUUGCAGAAUCUUGUGGAGGUGAAAAAGGCCAUUGAGGAAGAAAAUUGCUGCUUUGGGACCAUUGAUACCUGGUUGUUACAUAAGCUCACAAAAGGCGCUGAGUUUGCCACGGAUUUUUCCAAUGCAAGUACAACUGGACUCUUUGACCCUUAUGAGAUGUGUUGGAGCAGUUUUAUCACCUCCCUUCUCUCCAUCCCGCUCUCCCUCCUGCCUCCCGUCAGGGACACGAGCCAAAAUUUCGGAUUCGUGGAUGAAGAGAUCUUUGGUGUGCCUAUACCAAUAGUGGCCUUGGUGGCCGACCAGCAGUCUGCCAUGUUUGGGGAGUGCUGCUUUCAGCCCGGGGAUGUGAAGCUGACCAUGGGCACUGGGACAUUUCUGGACAUUAACACUGGAAGUCAGCCGCAGCAGAGCAUCGGAGGCUUUUACCCAUUAAUUGGGUGGAAGAUUGGGCAGGAAGUUGUGUGUUUGGCCGAAAGCAAUGCUGGAGACACUGGUAGUGCCAUAAAGUGGGCUCAACAAUUAGAUCUUUUUACAGAUGUUGCUGAGACUGAAAAAAUGGCCCAAAGUCUGAACGAUUCUGAAGGUGUCUAUUUUGUUCCUUCUUUCAGUGGAUUGCAGGCUCCCUUAAAUGACCCCUGUGCCUGCGCAUCUUUCAUGGGGUUGAAGCCUUCUACCAAUAAGUAUCACCUUGUGCGAGCCAUACUGGAAUCCCUGGCUUUCAGAAACAAACAGUUGUACGAGGUCAUGCAGAAAGAGAUCCAAAUUCCUGUGACAAAAAUUCGGGCAGAUGGGGGUGUCUGUAAGAACAAUUUUAUCAUGCAGAUGACCUCUGACCUCCUCAAUGAGACCAUUGACAGGCCUGCACAUGUGGACAUGUCAUGCCUCGGUGCUGCAAGCCUGGCCGGCCUGGCUGUGGGCUUCUGGCGUGACAAGGAGGAACUAAAGAAACUGAGACAGAGUGAAAUGGUUUUCAAGCCACAGAAGAAAUGGCAGCACUAUGAGAUGAGUAUGGAAAACUGGGUGAAGGCGGUGAAACGCUCUAUGAAUUGGUAUAACAAGACUUAGUGCUCAGCAGAAUGGUGGGAACCCAAUGUCCCAUUGAUGG